Aspergillus piperis CBS 112811 is the source of this 1494-nucleotide messenger RNA. RefSeq names its product putative MFS phospholipid transporter (Git1). Gene Ontology annotation, cellular component: plasma membrane. Gene Ontology annotation, molecular function: carboxylic acid transmembrane transporter activity. The record is from RefSeq and is a predicted model, not a curated record. The transcript has 6 exons. Gene Ontology annotation, biological process: transmembrane transport; carboxylic acid transport. Bases 1 to 1494 code for a protein of 497 amino acids. NCBI's taxonomy places the organism in Eukaryota, Fungi, Ascomycota, Eurotiomycetes, Eurotiales, Aspergillaceae.
AUGGAGCCAAAACCGGACGUUGAGUCCAAGGUCGAUGUUCCUCCCGAAAAGGCCCCCGCCUCUCUUGACGCGGUUCCUCUGGAGGAAACUGCGGUUGGCAAGAGCCGUUGGGAGCGCAGUUGGCCCACGAUUGCAUGCGGCGCUGGUCUUUUCUCUGAUGGCUACCUCAAUGGGAUCAUCGGACCUGUAAAUACCAUCUUGAAGAGACUGUACCCUGAAGAAUACUCCAACUCACCCGCCAGCCAAAAUGUAUCCUCUAUUACAUUCGCCGGUACCGUGGUCGGCAUGCUUAUCUUUGGAUACACAAGUGAUCACUGGUCGAGAAAAUGGUCUCUAAUGAUCUCUACGAUAAUCUUGUUCCUCUUUGCCGCUCUGUGUGCUGGUGCCUAUGGGUACCAUAACAGCCAUUAUGGUCUGUUUGCUGCCCUUACUGCAUACCGUUUCUUCCUGGGAAUUGGAAUUGGCGGCGAGUACCCUGCAGGGUCUGUCGCAGCCGCAGAGAACACUGGUGAACUCAAGCAAGGCCAUCGCAACCGAUGGUUCGUGAUGUUUACCAAUUUCCAAAUCGACUUUGCCUAUGUUGUCUCCGCCCUAGUUUCGAUGAUUUUGGUUUUGAUUUUCACUGAAAACCAUUUGCGUGCGGUCUGGCGUAUUGGUUUGGGACUCGGUGUCAUUCCACCUCUUAGUCUGAUCUAUCUCCGGUUGAAGUUGGAGGAGCCCGAGGAGUUUAACCGGGAGCGCAUGCACAAGUUCCCUCUUUGGCUGAUUAUCAAGUUCUAUUGGAAGCGUCUGGUUUGUAGUAUUACUAACCGUAAACAGUUCAUAUGCUCAUUGAUCUGGUUCCUCUAUGAUUUUUCUUCCUAUUCUUUCAGCAUCUACUCGUCUGACUGGAUCGCUAUUAUCCUGGGAGACAGUGCUCCUCUCUGGCAGAGCUUCGGUUGGACUACACUGACAUACACCUUUUACAUCCCCGGAUCUUUUCUAGGAGCAUUGUCGAGUGAUUGGCUGGGGCCCCGCAAUACCCUGGCCCUCGGUGUCUUGCUGCAAGGCAUUGUUGGGUUUAUCAUGUCUGGCUGCUAUGAGUAUCUCUCAACGCCCAAGAAUGUAGCAGCAUUCGUCGUGGUUUUCGGUAUUUUCUCGAGUCUUGGUGAGUUUGGUCCUGGCGACAACAUUGGACUGUGCUGUGCCAAGAGCAGCGCAACCGCUGUACGGGGCCAGUUCUACGCCAUCGCUGCUGCAGCUGGAAAGAUAGGCGCGUUUGUUGGGACUUAUGUGAUCCCGAUCAUUCAAGACAACGCGCCUAACAAGAUCCGGUCCGGUCAGGACCCCUUCUUCGUCUCCAGUUCACUCUGCAUCUUUAGUGCUGCUUUGGCCUUUUUCCUCCUGCCAAACAUCGGACAGGACACCAUCACAUAUGAGGAUGCCAAAUUCCGGACCUAUCUAGAGGCUCAUGGUUACGACACUUCUGCCAUGGGCAACCAAGAGGAGCGGUAG